AUGGAGUUGCCAGCUGCCAGCGACAGUGUACAUCUGGCUGCAUACAGACCCAGCGUUCCUCCAUCAGCAUCCAGUGGUAACAAAACACCCGAAGGGUUUAAUGAGUCUGGUUACUAUCAGUGUUACGGUGAUGGGAGCACUGUAACAUCCCGUGGAUCUGAUACCCUAACUGGCUACGAAACUCUGGACACCCUGCCACACUAUGACUUCUACGCCAACACAGAGAUGAUGGGCCGUCAGAGACGUUUCAGACCAUCUCUGUACCAGCUGUACGCCAAUCCUGAGGAUUACUCCAGACCUCCCAUGUAUGAGGAGACAGCAGGUGAACAGAUGGAAGGAGGAGACAGCUAUGAAGAACACAAGGAUGAGCAAAAGGAGCCACCGCCUGAGCCUACUCGCUUUGGCUGGGUACAGGGAGUGAUGGUCCGUUGUAUGUUAAAUAUCUGGGGGGUUAUCUUGUACCUAAGGCUGCCUUGGAUUACUGCUCAAGCUGGUAUAGGUUUGACCUGGGUGAUUAUCCUGCUAUCCUCUUUUAUAACUGGGAUCACUGGUCUCUCUACUUCAGCCAUUGCUACCAAUGGCAAAAUCAGAGGAGGUGGGACCUACUUCCUGAUCAGUCGUAGCCUUGGUCCAGAGCUGGGUGGAUCCAUUGGUCUGAUCUUUGCCUUUGCCAAUGCUGCGGCUGUGGCCAUGCACACGGUGGGCUUUGCUGAGACUGUUACAGACCUCAUACAUGAAAACGGAGCUGUCAUGGUAGACCACACCAAUGACAUUCGCAUCAUCGGCAUUAUCACUGUCACAUGUCUACUAGGUAUCUCAAUGGCUGGAAUGGCGUGGGAAUCCAAGGCCCAGAUUCUGUUCUUCCUGGUCAUCAUGUUGUCAUUUGCCAGUUACAUUGUUGGAACAAUCAUCCCUGCUUCACCACAGAAACAAGCCAAGGGUUUUUUUAGCUACAAAGCGGAUAUCUUUGCUGCCAAUUUUUUGCCCAGCUGGCGGGGGACAGAAGGCAGCUUCUUUGGCAUGUUCUCCAUUUUUUUCCCCUCAGCCACAGGCAUCCUUGCAGGAGCUAACAUCUCUGGAGAUCUGAAGAAUCCUACAGUGGCCAUCCCCCGAGGAACACUGAUGGCUAUAUCCUGGACGACCGUCUCCUACCUCAUCAUCUCUGCUACCAUUGGAUCCUGUGUAGUACGGGAUGCAUCCGGGGUUUUAAAUAACACCCUGUCGUCCUCCUCAUCUAGUGAGGAUUGUGUUGGUUUAGCUUGUCAAUAUGGAUGGGACUUCAGCAAGUGUAUCAACAAUAGCACAUGCAUCUACGGCAUCAGCAACUACUAUCAGUCGAUGAGCAUGGUGUCAGCCUUUACCCCUCUCAUCACUGCUGGUAUAUUUGGAGCAACUCUAUCUUCUGCUUUGGCCUGCCUUGUGUCUGCUCCCAAAGUCUUCCAGUGUCUGUGUAAGGACAAACUCUAUCCUCUCAUUGACUUCUUUGGCAAAGGUUAUGGUAAGAAUGAUGAACCACUCAGAGGCUACCUCCUGACGUACGUCAUUGCUGCCUGCUUCAUUCUCAUUGCUGAGUUGAACACCAUCGCUCCCAUCAUCUCCAACUUCUUUCUGUGCUCGUACUCUCUCAUCAACUUCAGCUGCUUCCACGCCUCAAUCACCAACUCACCAGGUAGAAAGCUCAGAGAUGACGCUGGUCCCUCCCCGAAAGCAGUGGAGAAAGCAAGCAGUGAUAGUCAUGUUACUUGGUUGAACCAACGGAAGGUCAAGUCAUUCUACAGAGGAGUGGUGGCUACAGAGCUACGAUCAGGAGUUAACAUGCUGCUACAGGGUGCAGGAUUGGGUCGUAUCAAGCCAAAUGUUCUGCUGACAGGUUUCAAGAAGGACUGGCAUAGUGACACACCUCAGGCUUCACAUAAAUACAUAGGAAUACUGCAUGAUGCAUUCGACCUACGGUACGGUGUUUGCGUGCUGAGGAUGAGGGAGGGACUGGAUGUCUCUCAUCCAUCUAAGUCACACAUCAAUCUAGGCUUUGAUGGAGGACCAGAGGGUAUAAACACCAGCAAUACAUCUUCUGUCUCUACUGAUCCAGAGCCUCAGCCUAGUACAGUGUUUCAGAAAAAACAAGGAAAGAAGACCAUUGACGUAUACUGGCUGUCUGAUGAUGGAGGUCUGACCCUGCUUUUGCCUUACCUGCUGACUCGCAGGAAGCGCUGGGCCAAAUGUAAAGUCCGAGUAUUUGUGGGAGGAGAAACAGACAAGAAAGAAAAACAGAGAGAGGAGGUAUUGGCCCUGAUCAAGAAGUUCCGUCUUGGUUUCCAUGAUGUUGAAGUGCUUCCUGAGAUCUACCAGAAUCCUCAGCCUCGGAAUGUUCAUCAGUUUGAGAACAUGGUGGGUCACUUCAGGCUCGAUAAAAACCCCCAACAGGACUCUGAGCCUGGGCCACCAAGACAGCAGGAAGAGCCCUGGAUGAUCACUGACCAGGAUUUAGAGAGGAACAAGGCCAAGUCUCUCCGUCAGAUCCGUCUAAAUGAGGUUCUGCAGGACUACUCCAGAGAAGCUGCUCUGAUUGUUAUCACCAUGCCAGUGGGGAGGAGAGGAGUGUGUCCCAGUACUCUUUUCCUUGCGUGGCUGGACUUUUUGUCAAGUAAUCUGAGGCCCCCAGUUCUAUUGGUCCGAGGAAACCAAGAAAACGUUCUCACCUUCUACUGCUAAUGAAACAUCAACAUGAGUCUAACGCACAUAUAAUUAAGAAAAUAAUUAUCCUGAGAUUUUUCUUCUCAAUCUUGAGUUACACACAGCAGUGCCUUGAUGACUGUUAAUGAUGAUCUAAUCCUGUAAUGAAUGAGUGAUUCUUGUCAAUAUUAUGUUGUUGUACUUUAAUUGAAAAUCUUGAUGAUAUACAUAUUUUAUAAGUACUGAAAAAGUGAAUAAUUCUUGGAAACAUAUUCAAAAUUGAAUCCAUUACUGACUGUAAAGACAGUAAUUUAUAAAAAUGAUUGUAAUAUCAUCCAAUUAUAUGCAC
This is a messenger RNA of Xiphias gladius (swordfish), 3022 nucleotides long. RefSeq names its product solute carrier family 12 member 3 (gene slc12a3). Bases 1 to 2712 code for a protein of 903 amino acids. Gene Ontology annotation, biological process: sodium ion transmembrane transport; potassium ion homeostasis; sodium ion homeostasis. The transcript is spliced from 23 exons. Gene Ontology annotation, molecular function: sodium:potassium:chloride symporter activity. The record is from RefSeq and is a predicted model, not a curated record. NCBI's taxonomy places the organism in Eukaryota, Metazoa, Chordata, Actinopteri, Istiophoriformes, Xiphiidae. Gene Ontology annotation, cellular component: membrane.